AUGACGGAACAACCCAGUGUAUGCAAUGGCAUCAUCCUCAAUUGGCCUGUUGGUACUGUGUUCGAAACCUAUCCCUGGACUCAGCAUGAAUAUGGAGCAAAGAGUUUAGGUUACAAUUUUUGUGCUGUUGAAAAAAAUGGGAAGACUUUCCGCAUCCGUUCACAUAAGUGUUCAGGGUUCGCGGGAGAGGGGGAAGAUGCUUGUUGCACAUGUCGUAGUGCACAGACAACAAAGGCCCAUCUUAUGAUUGAGGAACGUGCUCAUGUUGCAUUGCCACAUACACCAUAUUUGUUCUUGACACAUCAGCAACUUUGUGAGCUGUUACGAGCUACAAACAAACAAUUAAACAAGUAUAAACUGAAGGUAAAUACCACCCAGCUGAGCUGUUGCCGUAUUUCCUUCAUAUUCUAA
Messenger RNA from Suillus paluster, 411 nucleotides. RefSeq lists its product as uncharacterized. Lineage: Eukaryota; Fungi; Basidiomycota; Agaricomycetes; Boletales; Suillaceae. The transcript has a single exon. The record is from RefSeq and is a predicted model, not a curated record. The coding region runs from base 1 to 411 and encodes 136 amino acids.